AUGUCACCGCUAGAUGACUUCAGACCCGCGCCGCUCUGCAGCGAGAUCGACCCGCCACUCGUCAUUCCGCUGCCUCCACUCAGCGAAAUGGAUCCGCCCACAGUGCCAGUUGCUGUUCCCGUACCGGUGUGGGUGUCGCCAGAUCGCAGCGAGAUCGACCCACCAGUGCCGCUGCUGCCCGUACCAACCUUCAAGAGCACAGACCCGCCGUUGCCACCCGUGCUGCCACCAGUGCCCACCGUCACGCCGCCCACCGUGCCUGCCAGCCACCAUCCAAAGUGCGCACCAGCACGCUGCCACUCGUGA
This is a messenger RNA of Phytophthora infestans T30-4, 306 nucleotides long. RefSeq lists its product as uncharacterized. The record is from RefSeq and is a predicted model, not a curated record. NCBI's taxonomy places the organism in Eukaryota, Oomycota, Peronosporomycetes, Peronosporales, Peronosporaceae. The transcript has 2 exons. The coding region runs from base 1 to 306 and encodes 101 amino acids.